Messenger RNA from Debaryomyces fabryi, 2565 nucleotides. RefSeq names its product ribonucleotide-diphosphate reductase subunit (gene RNR1). Gene Ontology annotation, biological process: deoxyribonucleotide biosynthetic process; DNA replication. The record is from RefSeq and is a predicted model, not a curated record. The transcript has a single exon. Gene Ontology annotation, molecular function: ATP binding; ribonucleoside-diphosphate reductase activity, thioredoxin disulfide as acceptor. The coding region runs from base 1 to 2565 and encodes 854 amino acids. Gene Ontology annotation, cellular component: ribonucleoside-diphosphate reductase complex. Lineage: Eukaryota; Fungi; Ascomycota; Pichiomycetes; Serinales; Debaryomycetaceae.
AUGUACGUUUAUAAAAGAGAUGGACGUAAGGAGCCUGUCCGCUUUGACAAGAUCACUGCUAGAGUUCAAAGGUUAUGUUAUGGGUUAGAUACUACACACGUCGAGCCAGUUGCUAUCACACAAAGGGUUAUUUCUGGUGUUUACCAAGGGGUCAACACUAUUGAAUUAGAUAACUUGGCUGCUGAAACUGCUGCUUAUAUGACUACAAUCCACCCUGACUAUGCUAUUUUGGCAGCAAGAAUCGCCGUUUCCAACUUACACAAACAAACUACCAAACAAUACUCCCAAGUCAGUAAAGAGUUGUAUGACUACGUUAAUCCAAAGACUGGUUUACACUCACCUAUGAUUUCCAAAGACACAUAUGAUAUUAUUCAAGCCAAUGCAAAUGAGUUGAACUCCGCUAUUGUGUUUGAUCGUGAUUUCAACUACAACUAUUUCGGAUUCAAGACCUUGGAAAGAUCUUACUUGUUGAGAAUCAACGGUAAGGUUGCCGAAAGACCACAACAUUUGAUCAUGAGAGUCGCAGUCGGAAUCCAUGGUAAUGACAUCGAAAGAGUCAUCGAAUCGUACAACAUGAUGUCCCAAAGAUUUUUCACACACGGUUCUCCAACGUUGUUUAAUGCUGGUACUCCUAGUCCUCAAAUGUCGUCUUGUUUCUUGGUUGCUAUGAAGGAUGACUCUAUUGAUGGUAUCUACGAUACCUUGAAGACAUGUGCCUUGAUUUCCAAGAGUGCUGGUGGUAUAGGUUUACAUAUCCACAACAUUCGUUCUACUGGUGCUUACAUAGCUGGUACCAAUGGUACUUCUAACGGUAUCAUCCCUAUGGUUCGUGUUUUUAACAACACUGCUCGUUAUGUCGAUCAAGGUGGUAACAAGAGACCAGGUGCCUUUGCCCUUUACUUAGAGCCAUGGCAUGCGGAUAUCUUCGAUUUCAUAGAUAUCAGAAAGAAUCAUGGUAAGGAAGAAAUUAGAGCUAGAGAUUUAUUCCCUGCCUUAUGGAUUCCUGAUUUAUUCAUGAAGAGAGUCGAGCAAAAUGGUGACUGGACUUUAUUCUCUCCAAAUGAAGCUCCUGGUUUAUCAGAUGUCUACGGUGAUGAAUUCGAAGAAUUGUACUCCAAGUAUGAAAAAGAAAAUCGCGGUAGAUCGGUUGUCAAGGCGCAAAAAUUAUGGUACGCCAUUUUAGAUGCUCAAACUGAAACUGGUACUCCAUUCAUGUUAUACAAAGAUGCUUGUAACAAAAAGACAAACCAAAAGAAUUUAGGUAUUAUUAAGUCAUCCAACUUAUGUUGCGAAAUUGUUGAAUACUCUGCUCCUGAUGAAGUGGCUGUUUGUAACUUGGCUUCCAUUGCUUUACCAUCUUUUGUUGAGAAGGAUAGCACCUCAAGUUGGUACGAUUUCGAAAAGUUGCAUGAAGUUACUAAGGUUGUGACCCGUAACUUGAACAGAAUUAUUGACCGUAACUACUACCCAGUUCCGGAAGCAAGAAACUCGAAUAUGAGAAAUAGACCAAUUGCCUUAGGUGUCCAAGGUUUAGCAGAUGCAUUUAUGGCAUUAAGAUUACCAUUUGACUCCCAAGAAGCUAAGGAAUUAAACACUCAAAUUUUCGAAACCAUUUAUCACGGUGCUGUCGAAGCCUCCAUUGAAUUGGCUGAAGUUGAAGGGCCAUACCAAAGCUAUGAGGGAUCUCCAGCCUCUAAGGGAAUCUUGCAAUUUGAUUUAUGGGACAGAAAGCCAACUGAAUUAUGGGACUGGGAUACUUUGAAACAAAAGUUAGCUAAGCAUGGUAUUAGAAAUUCUUUGUUAGUUGCUCCAAUGCCAACUGCCUCAACCUCUCAAAUAUUAGGUUACAAUGAAUGUUUCGAGCCAUAUACUUCAAAUAUUUACUCCAGAAGAGUUUUGGCUGGUGAAUUCCAAAUUGUCAACCCAUACUUAUUGCGUGAUUUAGUUGAUUUAGGUAUCUGGAAUGAUGAUAUGAAGAACAACAUUAUCUCCAAUAACGGUUCUAUUCAAUCCUUACCUAACAUUCCAGAUGAAUUAAAGGCCUUAUACAAGACCGUUUGGGAAAUUUCUCAAAAGCAUAUUAUUGACAUGGCUGCAGACAGAGCUGCUUUCAUUGAUCAAUCACAAUCUUUAAAUAUUCACAUCAAAGACCCUACUAUGGGUAAAUUAACUUCAAUGCAUUUCUAUGGUUGGAAGAAGGGUUUGAAGACAGGUAUGUAUUACUUAAGAACUCAAGCUGCUGCUGCUGCUAUUCAGUUUACUGUGGACCAAAACUCAGUCAAUAAUGCUUCCAAGAGUAUUGCUUCCUUAGAAAAAUUAAACCAAAGAAAAUAUAUUGCUAAACCAGUUUCUAGCAAUAAUGACUCUGGUGUCUCUACUGAGCCAACUUCGUUAGAAAAUUCGGUAGCUGAUUUAAAAAUCACCGAUAACUCGAAUGCCUCAAACAACGAUGAAUCAGCUGCAACUGAAUCAGCUGAAGGCCAAGAAGCAGGUGAUAUUUACAGCUCAAAGGUUAUUGCAUGUGCUAUUGAUAAUCCUGAAUCGUGUACUAUGUGUUCCGGUUAA